CCACUGGUCAGACCAUACGAGAGUCGCGUGCCGACCGACGCUUCAAGUUUUUUGGCUCUCUUUGUUGCCAUCUUCUGACAACCAUGAGCUAGCGUCCUAUUAUCGACCCUGCGGGGGACAUUCGAGGUCGCAGGAGACUCUGCUGUUAGCGGGGGUCGGUGGAGUAUCCGGGGAAUCUCAAGGGACCAACCCCCCGCCAAGUACCACAACACACUCCACCACCUUUCAGAGGGACCUUGGGUGACCGUAAAGAUGGAGACGUCCCGGGCCAUCAACAGGUGCUGAUCCUUCGGGCCUCCCGUGCCAUUCGUAGAGUGUCAGCAGCUGCUCUUUAGAGGUGUGUCCAACUGGCAACCCAGUGGCCUAUUCCCUGAUUUCAACCUCUCUGCUCAACAAGCCUCUCGGUGAGGAUCCGGACACAGCUGAGGACACGUCGAGAACGACGAGACUUCACUGGUCGGCCAAGAGGGCCCGAGAGGUUCUCUCUCUCUCUCUCUCUCUUGAUAACCAAGGGUUCUUGUCGAGCACCACCUUGGCCGUAUCUUGGCACACAAUCCAUGUCAUGAUGAACCGAAUCCGUAGCGGUGCAGCCUUCUUGAAGCAGUUCGCCGGCUCCACACAUCUGACGCUGGGCACGGCGCGUUGUGUCUGUAUAUAUCGACGUCGGCGUUUCCUGUCCGGCGUCAGUUGAUCUCCAGAUCUCUCAUUCUUCAAACUUGCAAGGUCAGACCAACGACAAGCGGUCCCACUCUCCCCGCAAAGCUGCAGGCAUCAAAGCCUUGCUGCUGGAAGGCGCUGCACCUCCUACCCUCCCGCCGCCUGCCCGUCUUGGAGAUCAACGCGACUUGGAGGGAAGCCCUUGUUUCUGCGCUGUCUCUCGCUUAUCAACAGACGCCGUCUAAUACCUCCUCCAGCUUUAGAAGACCAACUUCCUCUCUGAACCUCUUAGCCUCUCUCCCCUUUUUUUUAUUAUUUUUUUUUAAACUUUCUAUCCUAAAGACCACCUAAGCAGCUCACCUGGCACGGCAUAUCCUUCACCUCUUUAGACCUAGACGCUUGGGAUGGCAAGCAGCUUGGGCGAAUCACCGCAGCGGCGAAAAUGGUUUUCGCGCAAUUCAUCCAAUGGGGAGGGUUCCGUUGAAAAAAAGGGCCCAAGAAGAUGGACGAUGGGAAUCCUGGAAGACAAGGAGACGAUCGAGGUUCCAGGCUCCGUUCUCUUGCUGGCCCCUGAUCACAACGAGCCGCUCGGCUUGAGGAACGCACCCGCAAGAACAUCUCAUUCCUCUAUUCCUGUCGGUGUCCUUCGCCAGGUCACCGAACCACCGCCUCCGGCCGAGGACCCCAAGAAGAAGACCAAGGAUGGGAAAAUCAUCUUAGAUCCUCAGCCUGAUGAUUCGGCCAACGAUCCUCUGAACUGGCCGGUAUGGCGAAGAGACUCUUCGCUUCUCUCUCUCGGGCUCUACUGCCUCGUUGGUGGAGGCAUGACGCCCAUCCUGGCCGCCGGGUUCACCGACGUUGCCAGCGAUUAUGGGGUAGAUGUUCACACCGUCUCCCUCACGACAGGUCUGUACAUGAUGGGUAUGGGUCUGGGCUCCGUUGUGUUCUCUCCAACUGCCAUCUUGUGGGGAAAGCGGCCAGUCUACCUGUUCAGUUCCGUCCUGUUCCUUUUGACUUCGGUUUGGUGUGCCUUGUCACCAAACUUCGCCUCGUUGGUGGUUGCCCGUAUCCUCCAGGGUGUCUCCGUCAGCCCUGUCGAAUGUCUUCCUUCCGCCACCAUUGCCGAAAUCUUCUUCCUUCACGAGCGCGCAUUCCGCAUCGGUAUCUACACUCUGUUGUUGCUCGGUGGGAAGAAUCUGGUUCCUUUGGUCAGCGCUGCCAUUAUUCAAAAGUUGGGAUGGCGAUGGGUAUUUUGGAUCGUUGCCAUCAUCGUCGGGUUCUGCUCGGUCCUCUUGUUUCUUUUUGUCCCCGAAUCUUUCUGGGACCGUGCUCCGCAUCGCAGAAAGAAGUCCAGACCAAACUUCUUCCGCCGCUUCUCCUCGAGACACGAUGUGGCUCACCCGGGGGCUCAUGCCACCCCGGCUGACACGCCUGCUCCGCAAUCACCAAUCACGGAAGCUGUGCCUUCACCCGAGCCUCCGAAAGCCGCGACCAGGGCGCAGGUCGGUUUCGCUCCGGAGCCCGAGUACCUAGAUUCUGAGCCCCGCGAGAGAGCAUCGCAAGACAUCCAACGACCCUCAACUGCCCAAGCCCCUCCUGCGGCUUCAGAGUCGGAAAAGCCGGUCUCCGACGGCCCAGCCUCGAGAACUCCUCACGACACCGAUAGUGAGUCGCUUUCGAGCUCUCGGUCCGGGCGAGAGGCGUACACGACCGUCUUGCGCGGCGCACCCCCGAAAUCUUUUGUUCAGCAGCUCAAACCCUUCAAUGGCCGCCUCAACAAGGACAAGUGGCACAAGGCUGCCGUCCGGCCUCUGAUUCUUCUGUCGUAUCCUGCCGUGUUGUGGUCAUCAAUCGUGUACGCGUGCUCGGUCGGAUGGCUUAUCGUGAUAUCAGAAUCUAUGGCCGUGAUAUACCGAGAGGAAGUCUACGACUUUGACGCCCUUCAGACCGGUCUCGUCUACAUCUCUCCCUUUAUCGGUGGUGUCCUCGGAACUGCCGUGGCAGGCAGAGUCUCGGAUGUCAUUGUGAAGGCGAUGGCGAGACGCAAUGGUGGACUUUACGAACCCGAGUUCAGACUCAUCAUGGCUCUCCCCGUGGCCAUCACCACGGUUAUCGGCCUGAUGGGUUUCGGCUGGUCGGCCGAGGUGAGAGAUCACUGGAUGGUGCCGACGGCAUUCUUUGGCAUAAUUUCCUUUGGGUGCUGUUUGGGAUCAACAACCAGCAUCACCUUCUGCGUCGACAGCUACAGACAGUAUGCCGGCGAGGCCCUUGUCACGCUCAACUUUUGCAAGAACAUCUUCCAUGGUCUUGUUUUCAGUUUGUUCGUCACCGGCUGGCUGAGCUCGGACGGACCCAAGAAGGUGUACAUUUGGAUUGGUGUCAUUCAGCUUAUCCUGCUGCUGUUCACCAUCCCGAUGUAUAUCUAUGGCAAGCGGGCGCGCAUGUGGACGGUGCGGAAGAACUUUAUGGAGAGGUUCUAG
This is a messenger RNA of Podospora bellae-mahoneyi, 3137 nucleotides long. RefSeq lists its product as uncharacterized. Bases 1062 to 3137 code for a protein of 691 amino acids. The transcript has 3 exons. Gene Ontology annotation, molecular function: transmembrane transporter activity. Lineage: Eukaryota; Fungi; Ascomycota; Sordariomycetes; Sordariales; Podosporaceae. Gene Ontology annotation, cellular component: plasma membrane. Gene Ontology annotation, biological process: transmembrane transport. The record is from RefSeq and is a predicted model, not a curated record.